Drosophila sechellia is the source of this 1234-nucleotide messenger RNA. RefSeq names its product suppressor protein SRP40. Lineage: Eukaryota; Metazoa; Arthropoda; Insecta; Diptera; Drosophilidae. The transcript is spliced from 2 exons. The record is from RefSeq and is a predicted model, not a curated record. Bases 76 to 1176 code for a protein of 366 amino acids.
UCCAAUAAGUACGAUUCGAUCGCUGGAACAGCUUAAACGCGAACUGUAAUAGAACAAGUGUUGGCUCUUUAUAAAAUGCUAGUCAAGUUGUGCACUAUCCUUUUGGCCAUUGGCCUAAGUCAGGCCGUGGCGUAUCCGCCCCUGCAACUUAAUAAUCCGCACCAGAACCUGGUGCAGUUCCUGAUACAAUCACGUGAUCUCGGCAACGAUGAAUCACAUACCUUUGAUUGCAUGAAUUAUUAUCUUCCCCUGCUUAACGAAGUUGUGGAGACCUACAGGGCUGAUGUAAACGCGUGUGUGAAUAAAGCUAUUGAAGAGGUGGCACAGAUCAACGACAACACCAAGGAAGAACGAAAUGACAUUGAUAACUCCGCCAAGACUUCCUGCAAUGCCCUUACCGCAUGUAGUGCAAUAGAAUCUGCCAUAGAUUACUUCAGCUGCUACAGUGAAGCCGGUGCCAACAAUACCAAAACCAUGUUCACCAUCUCCGCUAACGCUUCGGAGCUGCUAGCUGCUGUGCAGGAGGAAGUGCGUCUCAUCAAGGUGAAGGAAGAGGUGUGCACCAACAAGACCCAGAGGGCCUAUGGAGAAGCAUACGGCCAGCUCUACGCGGAUUUGGGUGAUUGCAUUGCUGGCGCUCCAAUUCCAUCGGAAUCCACAAGCACCCAGGCCUCUUCUACGGAUUCCUCGACUGAUUCGAGCUCCGCUUCCACCGAAUCCUCUACUGAUUCGUCCUCCGCUUCCACCGAUUCCUCGACUGAUUCCUCAUCCGCUUCCACCGAAUCCUCUACUGAUUCGUCCUCCGUUUCCACCGAAUCUUCUACCGAUUCCUCGACUGAUUCGUCAUCCGCUUCCACCGAAUCCUCUACUGAUUCGUCCUCCGCUUCCACCGAAUCUUCUACCGAUUCGUCCUCCGUCUCCACUGAAUCCUCCACGGAUUCCUCGACUGAUUCUUCCUCCGUGUCAACCGAAUCCUCCACUGAUUCGUCGACAGACUCCUCCUCCGCUUCCACCGAAUCCUCUACUGAUUCCUCAUCUGUUUCCACGGAAUCCACAACAAGUAGUGGUGAAAAGGAAGCGCCGCCUGAGGAGGACUUGAAAUCCCUCUCCUCUCAGAACAGCAAUGACCUCCAGAAGAUUCUAAAGAAUCUACGGGCUUGGUUCAAAAAUCACUAAGCGAUCUUGUUAAUUUUAAAUAACAGUAUAAACGAAUAAAACUUAAAUAAAUAUUAAA